ACUCUGACGGCUUUCUUUUCCGAGUUGUUGGUGGUGGCAAUGCAGCGUCGGCUGUCGUGGCAGUGCGCGUGCGUUGGUACCAGCAGCACCUUUCGUGACAGCCUGAUGCAUGCUCAAUCUGCCUCGUGCCUCCUCCAUCUUCCGUGUCCAAACACGAAUCGGCCGCAAAACUCUUCGUGAUCCUCGCCCUCCACCAAACGCAUUUCCUUUCGUUCAUCUGUGGUAUAUGCCUCUGCCAACGGUUAUUGUGCGCAUCUACGAACCAUCACCUGCCGGAUGGCUUCCAGGACGGAGAUGGAUAGAAAACGACUCCAGCACGAUGACCAUGCCGAGACAAGCUCCUCUUACCCGACAAAGCGGCAGAGGACUUUGACUAACGACCUGGGCAACACUAUCCACGAGCCGCAAAACGGAUCGCCUUCGCACGAUGAUUACACCAUCGCCUGGAUCUGCGCGCUGCAUAUAGAGAUGGCAGCAGCCCGUGCCAUGUUAGACGAGAUUCACGAAGACCUGCCUCGAUAUGCGAACGACAGUAACACCUACAUGCUUGGCAGCAUCAAGAAACAUAAUAUCGUCAUCGCGUGCUUGCCAACAGCACAGUAUGGAACGAAUAACGCGGUGAACGUAUUGACCCAUUUGAUCCGGACCUUUCCGUCAAUUCGCCUGGGUUUGAUGGUGGGAAUCGGAGGCGGGGUACCGAGCAUGGCCGAUACACGUCUGGGCGACAUCGUAGUGGGAACGAGGGUGAUGCAGUGUGAUCUAGGGAAGAUUAUCGGGGAUGGACAGAUCUGGCGGACAGCAACUCCAAGGAUUCUUCAACAUCAGGUUGGCACACUUGUGUCCACUUUGCGUUCAACACAUGAGCUGGAGCCCAGUCAAGUCCCAUCCAUCCUGGAGGAGAGGCUCGAGGAAUACCCUGAGUACGGUCGACCGAGCUUACCAGAUUACCUCUUCCAUGCCUCGUAUGAUCAUGUAUCUUCAACGCCAAGCUGCGACGGAUGCGACGACUCGAAGCUAGUUCCACGAACAAGGCGGGUGUCGGGCGAUCCGCUGAUCCAUUACGGUGCUAUCGCCUCAGGGAACCAAGUCAUGAGAAGCGGCACUGCCCGGGACGAUAUUGCUCGAGAACUGGAUGUUAUAUGUUUCGAAAUGGAGGCUGCUGGCCUGAUGGAUAUUCUACCUUGCCUUCCAAUUCGGGGCAUCUGCGACUACUCGGAUUCUCAAAAAAGCAAAGAAUGGCAGAGGUACGCAGCAGCAACUGCCGCUGCAUACGCCAGAGAACUACUGUCGGCACUCCCUGUAGCUAAAACACAGACAAAAGCUACCAACGUGUCUAAUGCUCAUCGAGACUCAUCGAACGAUCACCGGCGGCGCCUAUUAGAUUCUCUCAAGUUUGAUCAAAUUGACGCUCGCAAAUCAACUAUCAAGCUCCCUCACUUCAAAACCUGCAGAUGGUUCCUCAACCACCCCGACUAUCAAGCAUGGCUUGAUCCCGGAAAGUUAGAGCUGCAUCAUGGUUUUUUGUGGAUUAGUGGCAAGCCAGGUGCUGGCAAAUCGACUAUAAUGAAGUUCAUAUACUCGAGCAUGAUUAAAAAAGACCGUCCCCGGUGUGCUGUCACUGCUUCCUUUUUCUUUAACACUCGGGGCGACUACUUGGAAAAGUCUAUCUUGGGCAUGUAUCGAUCAUUGUUGCACCAACUGCUCGAGCGGUACCCCGAUCUCCAAGCAGUUUUAGACAAUCCGGACCUUACUCCCCAUAGUCAGGAUGGCUGCCCUUCUUUAGGUGUUCUCAAGGACCUUUUUCGCAAUGCAGUUUCCUCUCUCGGUCAGCGCUCAUUUACUUGUUUUAUCGAUGCUCUCGAUGAGUGUGACGAGCAACAAGUUGUGGAUAUGGUUCAAUACUUUGAGGAGCUGGUAGAGCAGGCCACGGAGGGCACCCUGCUCCGAGUCUGUUUCUCUAGUCGACAUUAUCCCUACAUCAUGCUACGACAUGGGAUCCGGCUGACACUGGAAGAUCAGUCAGGUCACGCUGAAGACUUAGAAACCUACAUUGGAAGCCGCCUCCGAAUCGAUGAUGGUGCACUUGUCGAAGUGCUGCAAUCCCACCUUCUUGAGAAAGCUGCUGGAGUUUUCCUAUGGGUUGUCCUCGUUGUGGAAAUUCUCAAUAAGGAAUACCGACGUGGUCGACCGGCUUUAUGGACGAGACUAGCAGAAAUCCCCAGCAGCUUGAGCGACCUCUUCAAGGACAGCUUGAGGCGCGACAAUGACAACAUGGAAGACCUGCUGCUUUGCAUCCUCUGGAUCCUUUACUCAGAGCGGCCUCUACAACCGAAAGAGUUUUACCAUGCUCUCUGGUCUGGGCUGUCGCCCAAUGAAAUGGUCGAUUCAGGGAUUCCAAGUACUACCGUUGAGAGAUAUGUCAUUAGCUCCUCAAAAGGGCUGGCUGAGAUUACAAAAUCUAAGCAGCAGCCAACGGUUCAAUUCAUCCAUGAGUCCGUCCGAGACUUCCUUAUCAAGGACAAGGGUCUCCAUGAGCUUUGGCCGGAUCUUGGAUUUGACUGGGAGACUCCAAGUCAUGAGAGGCUCAAGCAAUGCUGCAGCGCCUACAUAGAUAAGCACCUAGCGCGCAUUUCUACGGUUAACUCCGACGAACAAGGGGGAAUCUCAAAGCAAUUCCCAUUUUUAGAGUAUGCCAGCUGUCAUAUGCUCUACCACGCCGACGCCGCGGCGAGUGCGAUUCCUCAGGAUGAAUUUUUAACCAAGUUCUCCACUUCUGACUGGAUCACUAUCAUCAAUCGCUUUGAAAGGUACAAGGCUCGCCAAUACACCCCCGAUGCAAGUCUUCUCUAUAUUCUCGCAGACAAGGGAUUCGCGGAGCUCAUCCGCACAAGGCCAAAGAAACACCUGUGCGCUUAUAUUCCGAGAGAGAGAUACAGGUAUCCAUUGUUUGCUGCUUUGGCCAACGGCCACAAGCAUGCAGUUGCUGCACUCCUAGAUCUGUCUUCAAGAUUCUACAAUGGGGUAGACAUUGCAGAAGGUCUGACGUGUAGGAAAGACUUCACGGACUAUAAAGAUCGAACCCCGCUAUCUUGGGCUGCUCAGAAUGGCCGAACAGGCAUCAUUGAGCUGCUUCUCCAGAACAGAAUGGCCGUCAUGGAGGCGGAUAGGGGGGGCCGACGGCCACUCUCACGAGCCUCAGAAAAUGGUCAUGAAGCCACAGCCAGGCUUCUCAUCGAGAAGGGAGCAGACGUCAAUGCAAGCGAUAAGGAUGGCAAAACACCACUCUAUCGGGCCUCAGUUCAGGGUCACGAAGCCACAGCCAGGCUUCUCAUCGAGAAGGGAGCAGACAUUAAUGCAAGCGAUUCCUUUGACCGAACGCCACUCUCCUGGGCCUCAGAGAAGGGUUACGAAGCCACGGCCAGGCUUCUUCUUGAGAAGGGAGCAGACGUUAAUGCAAGCGAUUCUUUUGGCCAAACGCCACUCUACUGGGCCUCGCGGAAUGGUCAUGAAGCCACGGCCAGGCUUCUUCUUGAGAAGGGAGCAGACGUUAAUGCAGGCGAUAACAGUGGCCAAACGCCAGUCUACUGGGCCUCGCGGAAUGGUCAUGAAGCCACGGCAAGGCUUCUUCUUGAGAAGGGAGCAGACGUUAAUGCAAGCGAUUCUUUUGGCCAAACGCCACUCUACUGGGCCUCGCGGAAUGGUCAUGAAGCCACGGCCAGGCUUCUCAUCGAGAAGGGAGCAGACAUUAAUGCAAGCGAUUCCUUUGACCGAACGCCACUCUCCUGGGCCUCAGAGAAGGGUUACGAAGCCACGGCCAGGCUUCUUCUUGAGAAGGGAGCAGACGUCAAUGCAAGCGAUCCGGCCGGCCAAACGCCACUCUACUGGGCCUCGUGGAAUGGUCAUGAAGCCACGGCCAGGCUUCUUCUUGAGAAGGGAGCAGACAUUAAUGCAGGCGAUCAGGCUGGCCAAACGCCACUCUACUGGGCCUCGCGGAAUGGUCAUGAAGCCAUGGUCAGGCUUCUUCUCGAGAAGGGAGCAGACGUCAAUACAAGCGACAACAACGGCCAAACGCCACUCUACUGGGCCUCGCAGAAUGGCCAUGAAGCCACGGUCAGGCUUCUCAUCGAGAAGGGAGCGCAGUUACAGCUCACCUAAUUCCGGCUUCCAGUAACAUUGAACAAGAGGAUACAAUCAGGUGUUGCAGGAUCAACGGUUGUUAUUAGCUACCCCUUUGCAUCAGUAAUAAAGUUCUACGAAGUCAUGGCCAGA
Ilyonectria robusta is the source of this 4269-nucleotide messenger RNA. RefSeq lists its product as uncharacterized. Gene Ontology annotation, biological process: nucleoside metabolic process. The coding region runs from base 277 to 4155 and encodes 1292 amino acids. The record is from RefSeq and is a predicted model, not a curated record. Lineage: Eukaryota; Fungi; Ascomycota; Sordariomycetes; Hypocreales; Nectriaceae. The transcript is spliced from 2 exons. Gene Ontology annotation, molecular function: protein binding; catalytic activity.